GAAUAAUAUGAUCGUUAAAAAGAAUGAUUCUUUCUAUUACGGUCCCGGCGAAGAUUAUCCUAAAAAAGAGGUAGCCAAGAGAGCAGCGAUACGAGAAAUGGCGAGAAGACCCAAUCUUGUAUCAUCAAAUUUCAUUUGGGAGAUACCAAUUAAAGAUUUCUUGACUGCGUCAGAUGAAGUACAACGAAGUUGUCUUAUGUUUAAGCCAAAUCAAGUUAUUUUUAAAUCGGUACAAGGAAGAUUUCGCGUUAUUUUAAGCAAAAUUCUUGGAGUCAACCCUACUAAUUCUCAAAUUUCGGCUGCUUCAUGGCUUGUUGGUGCUUGGUUCGGUGGUGGAAUUGUAAAAUCACCCAUUAUUUAUGUUCGCUUGCCUCUACUCGCUGGAAUUUUAGACAUUAGUAGCCAUUUACUAGAAGAGAACAGAAAUACAGAUAUGGUUUAUUCUACAAACAUAGUUGCAAACAUGAAAGAGUGUUCAGAUAAUAUAACGACCCCAUCUUGUUGUACGAUUAUCAAAAGUAUUCAAAAAUCCAAAUUUAAUCGCGAUAUGGUAUGGCGAUUUAAAGUAGAAAAAGUUGGCCUUGGGUCAUAUUAUGGGUUCAAGGUUGAUAAAAACGAGCGCAUUUUACUAGCAGAUUUGACAGUGAGUCAUAAUGUCCUUAUUGCAGCAUGUGAUACUUUUAGAUCAGGUGCCGUAGAACAAUUAAGAGUACAUGUUAGGAAUUUGAAUGCUUUAGGUCAAAAUUCAAAUGUUGAAUUAUAUGAACGUGGAUAUAGAAAAGAUGCUGCUAGGAUAGCAAAGGAUGCUAUUAAUUACGGUAUCAUUGCCGUUGAUCAACUCACGAAAUUUAAUCAAGCUUUGAAAGAUUUUUCAGGGUUACAAGAUCCAAGACAUAUAGAUGGAAUGAUUUUGACGAAAUUUGAUACAGUUGAUGAUAAGGUUUGGCGAAAAUGAUAUUAAAGACUAACAUAUGGUAAUCAAACACUAAUCUAAAAUUUUUUAUUUGGAACAGGUUGGGGCAGCCUUAUCAAUGACUUAUACAACCGGACAACGAUUUUAUUCGUUGGAACCGGUCAAACGUAUACAGACUCAAAGAACAUGAGAGCCGGACAUAUCAUUCACUCUCUUCUUAAAGAAUGAAAUUUGAGGAUCACAAAUCAGUGAUUUAAUGAUGAACGUGGUGAACACUUUGGACAUUUAAUAUUUAAUCAAAAAUCAAAUUAUUAUUAAGAAAUUUUUUUAAUUUAAUUUUUAUUUAUUUUAUUUAUUU
Rhizophagus irregularis DAOM 181602=DAOM 197198 is the source of this 1271-nucleotide messenger RNA. NCBI's taxonomy places the organism in Eukaryota, Fungi, Glomeromycota, Glomeromycetes, Glomerales, Glomeraceae. The record is from RefSeq and is a predicted model, not a curated record.